AUGGCGUCAUUUAAGAUUCUGGCUGCUCCUGCAGUACUAUGGCUUAGUUCACUUCUAGCCCAGCCUGCCUGCGUUAAAGCGGACAACCCCAUCGUGCAGGACAUAUACACCACCGAUCCAGCGCCAUUUGUGUAUGAUGACCGUAUCUACCUCCUCACCGGCCACGAUGAAGACGGCUCUACCACAUACGACAUGCGGGACUGGCGCUUGUUUUCGUCGGCGGACGUUGUGAACUGGCAACACCACGGAGUCCCCAUGAGUCUGAGCACAUUUGAAUGGGCAGACCUGAACGCAUGGGCGGGCCAGAUCGUCCCUCGUAACAACAAGUUCUACGCCUAUGUCCCGAUUCGGCACGCGUCCACUGGUGGCAUGGCGAUUGGCGUGGGGGUGAGCGACAACAUAACGGGCCCAUACACCGACGCGAUCGGGAAGCCUCUGGUCGAGAAUUCCGAAAUCGACCCGACGGUCUACAUCGACGACGACGGCCAGGCCUACCUGUACUGGGGCAAUCCCGGGCUGUGGUAUGUCACGCUAAAUGAAGACAUGAUCUCGUACAGCGGCAGCAUCAACAAAGUCGACCUCACCGUUGAGGGGUUUGGCCCGCGCAGGGGCGAGUCCACUCGCGCUACUGCGUAUGAAGAGGGACCCUGGCUAUACAAACGGGGAGACAUCUACUACAUGGUGUACGCGGCGAACUGCUGCUCCGAGGACAUCGAGUAUGCAACCGCUCCCAGCGCCACCGGCCCCUGGACCUACAAGGGGAUUGUCAUGCCCACACAGGGAAAAAGCUUCACGAACCAUCCCGGGGUGAUUGAUUUCAAGGACCACUCCUACUUCUUCUACCACAACGGCGCGUUGACCGGCGGCUCGGGAUACACGCGGUCCGUCGCGGUGGAGAGUUUCGUCUAUAACUCUGACGGCACGAUCCCCGAGAUGAACAUGACCACAGAGGGUCCGGCGCAGAUUGGCACUCUCGACCCGUACGUGGUGCAGGAGGCAGAGACGAUUGCGUGGUCCGAGGGCAUCGAGACGGAGGUCUGCAGCGAGGGUGGACUGAAUGUCGCGUACAUCAACAAUGGGGACUACAUCAAAGUCAAGGGCGUCGCGUUUGGGAACGGGGCAGCGAAGUUUACGGCUCGUGUAGCGUCGAACACUGCUGGGGGUACUAUUGAAAUGCAUAUUGACAGCAAGACGGGCCCUGUCAUCGGCAGCUGCAAAGUUUCUAGCACCGGAGGCUGGCAGAGCUGGGAGAGCGUUGAAUGCCCCGUUAGCGGUUCUGAGGGGACUCACGAUCUGUUCCUGACUUUUGUGGGCGAUGGUAGUGAUUCUCUGUUCAAUUUCAACUGGUGGCAAUUCUCGCAGUAG
This is a messenger RNA of Aspergillus terreus NIH2624, 1365 nucleotides long. RefSeq names its product glycoside hydrolase family 43 protein. NCBI's taxonomy places the organism in Eukaryota, Fungi, Ascomycota, Eurotiomycetes, Eurotiales, Aspergillaceae. The record is from RefSeq and is a predicted model, not a curated record. Gene Ontology annotation, molecular function: carbohydrate binding; hydrolase activity, hydrolyzing O-glycosyl compounds. The transcript has a single exon. Gene Ontology annotation, biological process: carbohydrate metabolic process. The coding region runs from base 1 to 1365 and encodes 454 amino acids.